UUCAUUUACGCAUCUAUUGGACAGCCGGGUGCUAUGCAUGAUACAAGUGUGCUAUACCAUGCCAUAAGAGUGGACCACGACAUCUUCCCGCAUCCUCCGAAAGGUAAGUACUAUCUAGUUGACGCCGGUUACCCUAAUCGGCCAGGGUACCUUGCUCCAUACAAGGGUGAGAGAUAUCAUGUCCCUGAUUUUCAUAAAGGUGCGGAGCCAUCUACUCCAAAGGAAAAGUUCAAUAGGGUGCAUUCAGCUAUUCGUAAUGUCAUUGAGAGGUCUUUCGGCGUGCUGAAAAUGAAGUGGCGCAUAUUGUUAAAGAUGCCAAAUUAUUCCAUGGAUAAGCAAAAGUUGAUUGAGGCGGCUUCCAUGGUGCUUCACAACUAUGUGCGCGAGCACCAAAGUGGGGAUCGGCAUUUCUGUAGGUGUGAUCGAGACCCAAAUUAUGAGCCAACAAUUCCAGAAAGGUAUCAAAAGUAUGCAAUUUCUCAAAGUGCAUCCGAUGGGUCAACACCGGAGUUGAAUGAUACAUCUAUGGAUUCUUUCCGCAACAAGCUCGCGACCGAUAUUUCUCUAGGUUGGUAAUACAUCAUGAAAUUUGACGUGAUAAAAGAUGAAUAUUUCUGUAGUGUGGUUAUUGGACUAUGUCGUGAUG
Molecule: messenger RNA, 646 nt
Organism: Brachypodium distachyon (stiff brome)
Lineage: Eukaryota; Viridiplantae; Streptophyta; Magnoliopsida; Poales; Poaceae
Exons: 2
Coding region: 34-576 (180 amino acids)
Source: RefSeq, a predicted model, not a curated record